This is a messenger RNA of Trichoderma gamsii, 3144 nucleotides long. Its product is annotated as serine/threonine protein kinase. Gene Ontology annotation, molecular function: protein kinase activity; ATP binding. Gene Ontology annotation, cellular component: cytoplasm. The record is from RefSeq and is a predicted model, not a curated record. The transcript has 2 exons. The coding region runs from base 1 to 3144 and encodes 1047 amino acids. NCBI's taxonomy places the organism in Eukaryota, Fungi, Ascomycota, Sordariomycetes, Hypocreales, Hypocreaceae. Gene Ontology annotation, biological process: signal transduction; protein phosphorylation.
AUGUCUCUCCCAGAUGGCCGUCCAUGCACGUCGCCGUCGCUUCUGCACCCUCAGUCGCAGCCGCAGUCGCCGCUACCCGUCAAGCAGGGCUUUUUGCGCAAGCUCCUGGCCCGCUCAGCAAGCACAAGAAGCACAAAGUCGUCGGCUUCGUCUGUUUCCGCCGACCAGCGACUUGCCCCCGAGCCCAUCUCCAGCCCCGGCCUGAUCAAGCGCAUGUCAAAACGAGUCGUGCCUGGCCUGCCUCGAACCCAGACAUUCAAGCGCCAGCUGUCGGAAGAUAGAAAACAUCUGGCUCCUGUAGAGCCCUCAGCAGAGGAGCGAAGGGCGGCGUCCGUCGACAGGCGGGCUCACUAUCCACGCAAACCCAGCGGGCGAGUCUCAAAAACUCACGUCGACCCUCACUCCAGUGCGCCGAGCUUCUUCGGCGAGCUUCUGCACGAAACUACUUCAAACUAUGCACAGUCGCUUCCCAUCGACCUCGCUGAGUUCGAGGCGGCGGAUGCGUCGUCCGACAUUCCGCAUGCCGAAACGGAUGAUUCAGAUAUCGACGGCCAUGAAGAUGACGAUGCCGAUGACGAAUACGCCACACAAGACGCGGCGUCUAUUGCCGAUACUUGCUCCAUGACCACGUCGCAGUACGAAGCAAUGAUUCUUGACAAGUUAGAGCGGGAGUGGAUUCUCAACCUGAGCAUGCACUUUAGAGACCGUUCAAAACGAGAAAAGUUCUUUGUGACAUAUCGUGAGGAAGAACAUAUUUGGCGCCGCGUCACCAUCUCAUUGGAUUAUCGUGAUGCGCCAGAAAAUUCUCUAGAGUGGGAUCUCAGCCGCACUAAAUAUCAAAGGGAUAAGAGCACCAAGAUAUACGAGGCUAUCCGCGACAGUCUGCAGGAUAUCCAAUUUUACGACUCAGUGACCAACCUGAAGCUCGAAACUACUGACGGAAGACUGCAUGUCCACGUAGUCGAGGACGGUAAUGAAAUCAUUCAUUACCCCACCGUCAGCCAGAUUCGGCACUUAGGGUGUAAAAGAGUCAAAGAGCGAGACAUUGUUUUCGAUUCCCACAUGUCUGGCUUUGUUUACAAAGUCAGCGUGAUGGGCAAGAUGCUGAUCAAGAAGGAGAUUCCCAGCCCCGAUACCGUCGAAGAAUUCCUCUACGAGGUCAAUGCUUUGAGCGGCCUGCGCUUUUCAAAGCACGUUAUUGACUUUUACGGAGUUGUAGUCGACGAUGAUGAUGAGCAGGUCAAGGGCCUUCUCAUCAGCUUCGCUGGCCAGGGCGCCUUGAUCGACAUCAUCUUUGAGAAUUGCAAGGAAAACAACAUUGGUCUUCCUUGGAGUACAAGAGAGAAGUGGGCAAGACAGAUCGUCCAGGGACUGGCUGAUGUCCACGAAUCCGGAUUCGUCCAGGGAGAUUUCACCCUAUCGAAUAUCGUCAUCGACGAUGCUGGCGAUGCCAAAAUCAUCGACAUCAAUCGACGAGGCUGUCCCGUGGGAUGGGAGCCUCCGGAGGCGACGGCCCUCAUCGAGUCUAACCAGAGACUAUCGAUGUAUAUCGGGGUCAAGUCGGAUCUGUAUCAGCUCGGCAUGGUGCUCUGGGGGCUUGCAAUGCUUGAGGACGAGCCUGAGACGCAGGGUCGGCCGCUCAUCCUGGGGCCAGAGAUUAACGUACCGGAUUGGUAUCGACAAAUGACAGAAAUUUGCCUCAGCGAUGACCCACGCAUGAGGUUGCAAGCCUCGUCACUGCUGCGUAUGUUUCCACGAGCCGUCCCGGACGACGAGCACAGCGACGCACUGCGCUCGGAUCACGAUCCAGUGCGCGUGGAUAAUGGUGCCGUGAACAACGAGUACCUUUCUGAUGGCUACGACGUCGAGUCCCACUCCGCAAUGAGGACGGCUGACCUUGACGAGGAACUGGCCUAUCCAAGCUCAACAUAUCUGCAUAGCGGGCCUCUUCCUUACGACCAGUACUAUACGAGUCGGGGCAGGUCACCACCAAGCCCACUGCCUAGCGAUAUGGGCGGCGGUGAGGUGGCAUACAAAUCCGCCUGGGCGGCAAACAAGAACAUUGCUCCCUCUUACAGCGACAGCGGGGAUAGCUAUGUGAUUCCGGACAGUGAAUAUGACGUACGGCGACAGCCAACUCCGACGCCGUCGGCUGAGAGAUUCCUGAACAUUAGCGAUCGACGUUCAAGGCCCCUGAACCAGCUCAGUACAUAUGAAAGCACAGAGUACUUUACAGCCACUGAUGAUGCAGCUUCCAGGUCCGGGCAUGGACUAUCCGUUCCAAUGGCACCCGAAUCAAGCUGGGGAGGGUCAGCCGCCAAUGAUGUGUUUGAAGACGCAGACGCUACGCUGGAACCAAGGGACGCGGAUGAAGAGAAUUAUUUCGCCAAUACAAUCCCCGCUGUGAUUGUUACCGAGUCACCUGUUAGCGCAGUAGCUCGGCCAAGGAGCAUUGUGUCUCUGGAUGAGAUGCUUGAGAGGGAAAUUGACGGAGAAGAAGAUGCUGGCAGGCAAGACUCUGCUAUUGACAUCGACUUUGAAGCUCAAGAAGCGACCAUUAUCCCGGAUGUCAACAUCGAAGCGCCUCGGCUAAGCCCGAGACUCAAGCUUUCGAAAAACACAGCCAAUAUCAAAGUUAAGCGGCUUAGAAAAGCCUCACCCAGGUCACCUUCGUCUCACGCAACACGCCAACAGACGGAUGCAGCUGAUACACUCAUUUCAACAGACGCGACCGCGAGCUCCAGGGUGGACGACGGGGCAGGACUUCGGGUAACGACGCCUGAAACCGAGUCGGAACCUGAUUAUAUCGCCUCGCGCUCGCCGGGCUUCAAGUCGCCUGAUCCCCGGCAAAGCUACAACGCUAGCGGUGCGCAGAGAGCCGGGCAGCUUCUUAAUGCAGGCGGUACGAGUGAACGCUGGGUCUCGCCAAGCGAGGAGACGUUGGGCCAAACUGAACCAACCGGCGGAUUCACGUAUCCCAGACACGGAACUAUUCCCGUGUCACUGACGGGGAUUGGAGCAGCCCACCUGGAGCUUGAAGGAGAUUUGUUGCAGGAGAAGGGACUCAUCGAUGAUGAGUUUCAAUUAAUGACACGACCCGAAGCGGCAACGCCGCUCAUGAUUACGACAGAUGCGCAGACAUGA